ACUGGACACUCCCCUCUCAACCUUAGACGUGGAUGUCUGCGUCUCUGAUUGGUCACUGAGCUUGGCUGACAACACCUGCUUGACUCCAUCUAAAUUGACGACCCGCCCGGGUUCUGGGAAAUAUAGGCAGCAUCCCUGCUGUCCCAGGGCUCACUCUCUCUUUCUGUCUCACUCUCUGCGCUGCUCGCCUGAAUACAGUCUACAACAGAGUGCUCCUGAGUUACCACAGACAGACAGAGAGCAGACUGGCUGGUUGGACCAGCGCGUUUCCGAUACAACACUGCAUCAUUGUCUCAGAGCAGAGGGAAGGCAGACUUUAGCACAGGUACAUACUGGUCUUCACAGAUAGAGGCAGAAAUGUGGUUUAAAUUUGCAACAGUGCUGCUGGUUUUGUCAGUUUUGGAGCAAGUGGUGGGAUUGGAUAAUAUCGAUGUUCAUGACAACCCGUCAGAGAAACCGGCAAGCCAGAAAGGACGGAUGUCUCUGCAGAACACAGCUGAGAUUCAGCACUGUCUGGUGAGUGCAGGAGACGUGGGCUGCGGUGUGUUCGAGUGUUUUGAGAACAACUCUUGUGAGAUCAGAGGCCUGCAGGAGAUCUGUCUGACCUUCCUACACAACGCCGGAAAGUUCGACUCCCAGGGUAAGUCGUUCAUCAAGGAUGCUCUGAAGUGCAUGGCCCACGGCUUGAGACACAAGUUCAGCUGCAUCAGCAGGAAGUGCCUGGCCAUUAAAGAGAUGGUGUUCCAGCUGCAGAGAGACUGUUACCUCAGACACAACCUGUGUUCUGCAGCCAAGGAGAACGUUGCUGUCAUGGUGGAGAUGAUCCACUUCCAGGACCUCUUCCCUAAAGGGCCGUAUGUGGAGCUGGUCAACAUUCUACUGAGCUGUGGGGAGGAGGUGAAGGAGGCCUUAACCAGGAGCGUCCGGCUCCAGUGUGAGCAGAACUGGGGGGCUCUCUGUGACAGCCUGAGUGUCUGCUCUUCCCUCACCCCCCCUCCCGGUCAGUCCCCCGCCUCCCCCGACCACCGCCGCCACAGGUCCCCCCACUCCGAGCCAGACCACCCCAGACCCCCCCGACAGGGAGACAAGGACAAGCCCAGUAAAGGCGGCUUCAAUGCCCACCCCCGCAGCCGCAGCCAGGGUCCCCGUCGACAGGGCCCCGAGGCUGGGGUGGUGGCGGAGCAGGAAGGCCCUGAGGCCACAGACAUCCGGAGGUGAAAGAGACAUUGGACCCUAACUAUCCAGAGCCCUCCCUGACCGUGUCACCAUCAGAGCCCCCUCCCCACACACACAUACACACACACAGACAUACACAUAGGCAGAUACUGUACAUGCAAGAACACACACAUCUACACACAUACACAGACUCACUCUCUCUUUCUCUCGCUCUCUCCGUCCUCUAUCCCUCUCUCCCCCUCUCCUCUCCAGUCAUUCCAGAAGUCCCAAAUGGUACAUUUGCAGGGUAAUGUGGUGUAGCUCGUUCAGUUACUCCAGAUUGUAGUCCACAAUGUUGUUUCUGUUUAUUAUUGAAUAAUAAUAAGUAUUAUUAUCCUGAUUUUUAUUUGAAGUGUUAGGGCUUUUUGGGCUCUAAUAUAGCGUUUCUCAAAUCAUACUCACUGUAACAUCUGAUUAUAUUGUAUUAUUUAUUUUAUUCUUUAUGCAAUGUUUAAAUAUCCAAAUGUACAUAGAAAUAUACGUAUCUAUAUUUAUACAGUACGAACAUGUAUAAAUAUAGUCACCAUAUAAGAUUAUAGUACAUGGUGUGUUCUGUUGUAUAGCACACCAGACUCCAUCACCACCCAUCUGUAGAUAAAUAACAUACAGCUUUGUUGUUUCAAAGUGGGAAUGUGUUGUUAGUAUUAUAAUUCUAGAUACUUGAUGAUUAAAUACAAACUGUACAGGUUUUGAAGUCCAGUUUUGGCACAUAUAGCUUGUAGUGCAUGAGGUUGGGUUACCAUGGCAAAGUAAACAAACUGGUACAUUCUCUAAUGGCCAGCUUCCAUCGUUAGGAUUCCUACUAUUAGGGCGCCCAGGACACAGCGUCUGUCUGUAGCAGCACAUCCAUAGUGUGUCUCAAAUAGCACCCUAUUCCCUACAGAGUGCACUGCUUUUGACCAGGGCCGUAUGGGCCAAUUGGGAUGCAGACAAAGCGUAGUUCUCUCAGAAAACCCUCCUCUGAUCUCAGCUAAUGUGCUAAUGCAUCCAGGUGCCUCAACAUGCUGGUUCCAUCUGUAGUGACUCCUCUUUGUGAGGCUGAGCUUUACUAGAGUGCACUCAACUGGGGUGACAAUGUCAAAGUACAGUAAGUAGCACUAGAACGAUUCAAAGGUGAUUUGCAAUUGAUUCGGUUUAAAGAUUAAUUAUAGAAACUUUUAUUGGACACUUAGGUACAAACGUUUCUGUUGUUGUGGGAACAGACUCGCAGACAUUCAUACAGACAGCCCUACAGACACACUACAGGCAGUCCUACAGACCGUCCUACAGACACGCUACAGACACACUACAGACACGCUACAGACAGUCCUACAGACACGCUACAGGCAGUCCUACAGACAUUCAUACAGACAGUCCUACAGACACGCUACAGACACACUACAGACACGCUACAGACAGUCCUACAGACACGCUACAGGCAGUCCUACAGACAUUCAUACAGACAGUCCUACAGACACACUACAGACAGUCCUACAGACACGCUACAGACAGUCCUACAGACACGCUACAGACACGCUACAGGCAGUCCUACAGACCGUCCUACAGACACGCUACAGACAGUCCUACAGAAACGCAGUAGACAGUCCUACAGACACACUACAGACAGUCCCACAGACACGCUGCAGACAGUCCUACAGACAUGCUACAGAAUGUCUUACAGACACGCUACAGACAGUCCUACAGACAUGCUACAGACAGUCCUACAGACAUGCUACAGACAGUCCUACAGACACGCUACAGACAUGCUACAGACAGUCCUACAGACACGCUACAGACAGUCCUACAGACAUGCUAUAGACAGUCCUACAGACAUGCUACAGACAGUCCUACAAACACGCUACAGACAGUCCUACAGACACGCUACAGACAGUCCUACAGACAUGCUAUAGACAGUCCUACAGACACGCUACAGACAGUCCUACAGACAUGCUAUAGACAGUCCUACAGACAUGCUACAGACAGUCCUACAAACACGCUACAGACAGUCCUACAGACAUGCUACAGACAGUCCUACAGACAUGCUACAGACAGUCCUACAGACAUGCUACAGACAGUCCUACAGACACGCUACAGAAUGUCUUACAGACACGCUACAGACAGUCCUACAGACAUGCUACAGACAGUCCUACAGACAUGCUACAGACAGUCCUACAGACACGCUACAGACAUGCUACAGACAGUCCUACAGACACGCUACAGACAGUCCUACAGACAUGCUACAGACAGUCCUACAGACAUGCUACAGACAGUCCUACAGACAUGCUACAGACAGUCCUACAGACACGCUACAGACAGUCCUACAGAGACGCUACAGACACGCUACAGGCAGUCCUACAGACACGCUACAGACAGUCCUACAGACACGCUACAGACAGUCCUACAGACACGCUACAGGCAGUCCCACAGACACGCUACAGACAGUCUUACAGACACGCUACAGACUGUCCUACAGACAUGAUACAGACGCGCUGCAGACAGUCCUACAGACAUGCUACAGACAGUCCUACAGACAGUCCUACAGACACGCUACAGACAGUCCCACAGACACGCUACAGACAGUCCUACAGACAUGCUACAGACAGUCUUACAGACACGCUACAGACAGUCCUACAGACACGCUACAGACAGUCCUACAGACGCGCUGCAGACAGUCCUACAGACACGCUACAGACAGUCCUACAGACACACUACAGACAGUCCUACAGACACACUACAGACAGUCUUACAGACACGCUACAGACGCGCUGCAGACAGUCCUACAGACAGUCCUACAGACACACUACAGACAGUAGCACCCCAGUAACUGCAUCUCAGCAAGCAUCUCUAGUGUGAUUGAUUGAUUGAUUAGUAUGAUUGAUUGAUUGAUUAGUAUGAUUUAUUAGUAUGAUUGAUUGAUUGAUUAGUAUGAUUGAUUGAUUGAUUGAUUAGUGUGAUUGAUUAGUAUGAUUGAUUGAUUGAUUAGUAUGAUUGAUUGAUUGAUUAGUAUGAUUGAUUAGUAUGAUUGAUUGAUUGAUUGACAGGUGUGUUUCUGAUGAUACCACUGAGCGCUGUACAGCUGAAGCCAUCUCCAGACUCACCACUAACUGUUGACAGUCUGUACACUAACGUGACACCACAAGACUAUGAAAGCCCACUGAGUUAAACGCUUAGGCAUUAGCCCAGGGAGAUAACACAAAUACUGAGCUUUCUGCCGUCGAUGCGUUGUAUGCAAUCAAGUAACCGGAAGCAGUCAAUCCACAGUGUCUUCCUGUAGAAUCACCAGGUCAGACCAGGGGAGGUAGAGGAGGAGGAGGAGGAGGUGGUAGAGGAGGAGGAGGAGGAGGAGGAGGAGGGGGUAGAGGAGGUGGUAUGAACGCGUUCUGUUCUUGCCCCCUCUCUCUCUUCCUUUCCAGAGUCCUAUGCUAAAAUGGCACCCUAUUCCCUACAUAGUGCAGUACUAUGGGCCCUGGUCAAAAGUCCUACAGACACGCUACAGUACUAUGAGCCCUGGUCAAAAGUAGUGCACUAUAUAGGGAAUAGGGUGCCAUUGGGACGCAUCCCCAGCAAGUCCACACUUUGCGGCUCCGGCUGCAGUCCGCUGUUAUUCUAAAUUGUAUAUUUACCAAGGCCACCAGAGAAUUCCUCUGGGCUACAGCCAAGAGCUGGCCGGCCGCACGGGGAGAGAGAGAGAUGGAGGAGGAAAGAAGGACGACAACUACACUCAACGGUUCCUGAGGAGACACAAUUUAUAGAUUUCUCUCCUCCUCCUCCUCCUCGUCCUCCCUGUUCCUUCUUCCACCUCUUCUUAUAGUUCUGAGGUGUCUGUUGGCCAGUAAUGCUAUCCUGCCCAUCUUUCUAUUCAGACAACCUAUUGCAGUUUAUUGACUUAUCUUUGGGCACCAGGUGUGUAACUCCAUUAAGAAUGUAAAUGACUGUAACUGACCAUCUGUUCCACACUGUCACUAUCUUCUCCAUUUUGUGUUCCAGGAGAAAUAGACUGACAGUGCUUCCUACUUCCUGUUUCUCAGUGUUCCAUACAGCGCAUCACUUCCUCUACACCCCCAGUUGGGCAUCAGAAUGACCUUGCAGAAUGUAGUCUGGUAUGGUUUUACUUCACGUGUCUGAUAAUGUGUAUACAAACAGUACUAUGAAACUCUAAGGACUCAUGGAAUCAAAAUCAACAGAAAUGUAACUUGUUAUCAUUAAAAGUUACUUUUUUUGUGGA
Salvelinus fontinalis (brook trout) is the source of this 5419-nucleotide messenger RNA. RefSeq names its product stanniocalcin-2-like. Lineage: Eukaryota; Metazoa; Chordata; Actinopteri; Salmoniformes; Salmonidae. Gene Ontology annotation, molecular function: hormone activity. The record is from RefSeq and is a predicted model, not a curated record. Gene Ontology annotation, biological process: intracellular calcium ion homeostasis. The transcript is spliced from 4 exons. Gene Ontology annotation, cellular component: extracellular region. The coding region runs from base 358 to 1218 and encodes 286 amino acids.